UCCUGCAACCUCUACCACACCGUUACAACCGGUCGCAUUCAAUACCCAACAACCAUGUCGUCGGAGCAGACCUACACCAGCGAUCUUCGUAGCGGAGCCAAGGAGUUCAACCGCGAUAAGAACUCUCGGAGCAAGUGGGCCCACGGAACCUCUUGGGGACCUGGACGCCGCGUCGAUGAGAACCGUCCUCGACCCGCCAAAAUCCUACCCACGCCCAAAGUCACCUCCGGCUUCAACAAGGCCCGCUCGGCAGCCAAGAACGACAUCGUAGAUGCUAGCGACUCCUCCGCCGACGAAGACGUGGAGCACCCGUCUGUAGCACCAACCCCCGACGCCGAAAUCACCUACUCCUACGAUGCCGAACGGGGCCCUUCCCAUGGUAGCCAGAUCCUCAGCCAUGCCCUGACCCAAGCCGUCGAGCGCUUCGAGGUCCGCCAGACAGACAAGUUGAUCAAGGACGAGUAUGAGGUCUUGGAUCUCAACGCUGAGCCGCUGUCACCGCGUCCCAAGGUUCUCCGAAAGGGUCUCUCUCCCGAGGAUGAGGACUACGAAUUUGUGGAUGCCUGA
Messenger RNA from Periconia digitata, 567 nucleotides. The record is from the annotation of a GenBank genome assembly. NCBI's taxonomy places the organism in Eukaryota, Fungi, Ascomycota, Dothideomycetes, Pleosporales, Periconiaceae.